This is a messenger RNA of Hyaloscypha bicolor E, 2022 nucleotides long. Its product is annotated as glucose-inhibited division protein A subfamily. Gene Ontology annotation, cellular component: cytosol. The record is from RefSeq and is a predicted model, not a curated record. The transcript is spliced from 3 exons. The coding region runs from base 1 to 2022 and encodes 673 amino acids. NCBI's taxonomy places the organism in Eukaryota, Fungi, Ascomycota, Leotiomycetes, Helotiales, Hyaloscyphaceae. Gene Ontology annotation, biological process: tRNA methylation; tRNA wobble uridine modification. Gene Ontology annotation, molecular function: flavin adenine dinucleotide binding.
AUGACCCGAAUAUUUGUCCCGUGGCGGCCUGUACUACGACCUCGUACCAGUCGCCUUCAAUACGUCCAUCGUCAGCGAAGACUUUUGGCUGAUGUAGCCCAAGACACCAAGCAAGUCUGGGGAGGUCACGCUGGAGCAGAAGCCUGUGCUGGAGCUGCGCGAUCCGGCGCCAGGACUGCGCUUAUCACGCCGAAGCUCGACAACAUUGGCGUGUGUUCUUGUAAUCCUAGUUUUGGGGGUAUCGGGAAGGGAACAAUGUUAAGAGAAAUUGACGCGCUGGAUGGCGUAGCUGGUCGAAUAAUAGAUAAAGCAGGAGUGCAAUUCAAAGUCUUGAAUCGCAAGAAGGGUCCUGCCGUCUGGGGCCCUCGCGCACAAAUUGAUCGAGAACUCUACAAGAAACAUAUGAGGGAAGAAUUGACAUCCUAUCCAAAUUUAUCGAUUGUACCGGGAAGCGUGGCAGACAUCAUCGUUUCCCGUGAUGAUAGCCAAACCCAAGGUGGAAGAAUCUCGGGGGUACGACUGGAAUCCGGUGAGGUUAUACCGACCAACCAAGUAGUUAUCACCACUGGCACCUUUCUUGGUGGUGAAAUACACAUUGGUCUCGAGUGCACACCCGCUGGACGUAUGGGCGAAGCGGCAACUUUUGGCUUAAGCAAAUCUUUGAAGGAUGCAGGCUUCAAGCUUGGCAGACUGAAAACUGGAACACCUCCUCGUCUGGCCAAAAACACCAUCGACUUCAGUAUCCUGGAAGAACAGCCGGGUGAUGAUCCACCCACGCCAUUCAGUUUCCUCAACGACUCAGUCUCGGUUCAAGAGCAACUGCUUUGCCAUGCUACCUAUACUAAUCAAGCUACACACGAUGUCGUCAGGGCUAAUCUCGACAAGUCCAUACAUAUCCGAGAAACAGUCAAAGGCCCAAGAUAUUGUCCGUCCCUCGAGUCAAAAAUUAUUCGGUUCUCUGACAAGGAGAAGCAUAUCAUUUGGUUGGAGCCGGAAGGAUUCGAGAGUGACGUAAUUUAUCCAAAUGGAAUUUCCAUGACUAUCCCCGCCGAAGCUCAGGAGCAACUUUUGAAGACCAUCAAAGGUUUGCAAAACGUCACAAUGUUACAGCCAGGAUAUGGUGUGGAAUACGACUACGUCGAUCCAAGAAGCCUAAAGGCAACCUUGGAGACGAAAGCUAUCCGUGGUUUAUAUUUGGCGGGACAGAUCAAUGGAACUACUGGUUACGAGGAAGCAGCUGCACAGGGAAUCGUCGCUGGAAUUAAUGCUGGUUUGAUGUCGCUCUCCAAACCUCAAAUGGUGCUUUCCCGGAGCGACGGAUACAUUGGGAUUAUGAUCGAUGAUCUCAUCACCAAAGGGGUCUCGGAGCCUUAUCGAAUGUUCACAUCACGAAGUGAAUACCGGAUGAGCGCCAGAGCAGAUAACGCAGAUUUACGACUCACAGCAAAGGGCCGAGAGGUAGGAGUUGUAGGGGAUGAGAGGUGGUCAAGCUUUUCUGAUGAAGUGGCUCAGAUUGAAGAUCUCAAAUCAGCCUUGAUGUCCAAAACGGCGAGUGCACCGGUGUGGAUAAGAGACGGCUUCAAGGUUGGGAACGAUUCCACCAGAAGGAGUGCAUUUGACAUCCUUCGUCUAACAGGUGUCACCGUCAGCGACAUGGCAGCUUUGGUUCCGGACAUCAUGACCUUUUCGGCGCACAUUCAAAAUAGAGUCUCAAUCGAGGCAGUGUACGCCCCAUAUGUGGAACAACAGACUGCGGCAAUGAAGGUGUUCCAAAAGGAUGAGAAUCUGAAGUUGCCACUGGAUUUAGAUUAUGAUCAGAUUCAUGGACUGAGUAUGCAUGAGAAAUCACUGCUUCAAACUACGAGACCUGAGUCUGUGGGUCAGGCGCGACGAAUCGAAGGUCUCACGCCAUCCGGAAUUCUGAGACUUCUGGCAUUUGUCAAAAAUAGGCAUCGCGAUCUCGCCAAAGCAACAAUUUUUGAGCAGGUAGCUGCCCGUAAGAAGAAGUAUAUGGUCAAAUGA